This is a messenger RNA of Quercus lobata, 2356 nucleotides long. RefSeq lists its product as uncharacterized. The transcript is spliced from 3 exons. The coding region runs from base 208 to 2235 and encodes 675 amino acids. Lineage: Eukaryota; Viridiplantae; Streptophyta; Magnoliopsida; Fagales; Fagaceae. The record is from RefSeq and is a predicted model, not a curated record. Gene Ontology annotation, molecular function: DNA binding; protein dimerization activity.
GCCUCCUCCUAGUCCUCGGGCAGGCUGGCGAGUGCCACAAAUUUAUCGCCGUCUUUUUUCAUUUCCUCGGUUCCAUUCCUUCCUCCAAAUCGCCGAUCUCAAAAAUUUCCCAGAUUCCGACAACUCCAACUUUUUCUCUCUCCACUGUCAGCUCCCGACAACAACAGCAACAACAAAUUCUUCCUCAGGUCCCUCUAAAUCUAGAAAAUGGUUCGGGGAAGAGAUGCCUGUUGGGAACAUUGCAUGCUUAUUGAUGCAACCAGACAGAAGGUUAGGUGUAAUUAUUGUCAGCGGGAGUUCAGUGGGGGCGUAUACAGGAUGAAGUUUCACUUAGCUCAAAUAAAGAACAAAGAUAUAGUCCCCUGUACUGAAGUACCAGCUGAUGUGCGGGACCAUAUCCAAAGUAUAUUAAGCACUCCCAAGAAACAUAAGACUUCCAAGAAAAGAAAGGUGGAUCAGGCAGCGGCAGCCAAUGGUCAACAAAAUAGCUCUUCUGGUAGUGGCGGCUUCCAUCCUAACCAUGGAUCUAGUGGACAGAAUGGAAGCACCUGCCCAUCUUUGUUAUUUCCACCCCCUUCACCGAGUGGACAGCCUGCAGUAGAUGAUGCUCAAAAGCAAAAACAGGAUGUUGCCGACAAAAGAAUUGCUGUUUUUUUCUUCCACAAUUCUAUUCCUCUCAGUGCUGCUAAAUCCAUGUAUUAUCAGGAAAUGGUAAAUGCUAUAGCAGAGUGUGGGGUUGGCUACAAUGCCCCAAGUUAUGAAAAAUUGAGAUCUACUCUUUUGGAGAAAGUGAAAGGUGAUAUACAUGACUGUUACAAGAAAUAUAGAGAUGAGUGGAAAGAAACAGGCUGUACAAUCUUGUGUGAUAGCUGGUCUGAUGGUAGAACUAAAUCAAUUAUAGUAUUUUCAGUUACAUGCCCCAAGGGGACACUUUUUUUGAAGUCAGUUGAUGUAUCAGGUCAUGAAGGUGAUGGUUCUUACUUGUUCGAGUUACUAGAGUGUGUUCUUCUGGAAGUUGGUGUGGAAAAUGUUGUUCAAGUUAUAACAAAUACCCCAGACAGUUAUUUUAAUGCAGGAAGACGUCUUAUGGGCAAAUACAGUUCAUUGUUUUGGUCUCCCUGUGCUUCUUACUGUAUAGAUAAGAUGUUGGAAGACAUUGCUAAACAAGAGAGGGUGGCUACAGUCUUGGAGGAGGCAAAGAGCAUCACAAGGUACAUAUAUAGUAAUGCAUGGGCAUUGAGUAUGAUGAGAAAAUUCACUGGUGGAAGGGAGUUGUUUAGGCCAAGAAUUACUAGAUUUGUGACUAAUUUCCUCACAUUGAGGUCCAUUGUUAUUCAGGAGGACAAUUUGAAGCACAUGUUUUCUCAAAAAGAGUGGUUGUCCUCCAUUUGUAGUAAACGUCCUGAUGCACAAGCUGUGAGGUCGUUGCUGUAUUUAGAUAGAUUUUGGAAGUAUGCACAUGAAGCUGUAAGAAUUUCUGAACCACUAAUUAAAAUUUUACGUAUUGUUGAUGGGGACAUGCCUGCUAUGGGCUAUAUAUAUGAAGGAAUAGAGAGGGCAAAGGUAGAGGUCAAGGCAUAUUAUAAGGGAAGUGAAGAGAACUACAUGCCAAUUUGGAAUAUAAUUGAUGAGAGAUGGAAUAUGCAGCUUCACUCGUCCUUACAUGCUGCAGCAGCUUUCCUUAACCCUUCCAUUUUCUACAACCCAUAUUUUAAGAUUGAUUUAAGUAUAAGGAAUGGGUUUCAAGAAGCGAUGUUAAAGAUGGCUACAAUGGAUAGCGAUAAAAUGGAGAUCACUAAAGAACAUCCUAUAUACAUCAAUGCACAAGGUGCUCUUGGGACUGAUUUUGCUAUCAUGGGAAGGACACUGAAUGCCCCAGGUGAUUGGUGGGCCGGAUAUGGUUAUGAGAUCCCAACGCUCCAGAGAGCUGCAAUACGGAUACUGAGCCAACCUUGCAGUUCCCAUUGGUGUAGAUGGAACUGGAGCACUUUUGAGAGCAUGCAUACCAAGACACGGAACAGAAUGGAGCUGGAAAAAUUCAAUGAUUUGGUUUUUGUGCACUGCAAUCUUUGGUUACAAGCCGUCUGUCAAAAUAGGGAUGGAAAAUGUAAACCCAUUAUAUUUGACGAAAUAGAUGUUAGUUCUGAAUGGCCCACUGAGUCGGAAUCCUCAGCUCCACUUUUGGAUGAUUCAUGGCUGGACAAUAUGCCCCUCGAAUGCAGGGGUACCCCUUGAACUUGCGUAGAAAGUUAAAAAAGAAAAAAGAAAAAAAAGAAAGGAUAUAUAUAUUGGAUCAAUGAUUGUAUAAUUUUGUCUUAUUAUAAUAAUAAUAAAAUGGGGUAAUUACAUUUUCCUC